GACAGGAUCCAGGCGUCAUGACGAGGGCUGGAUUGGGUUUCAGCAACUUGCGCCGCAGCUACGACAGCGAGUAGUUAAUUGUGUCAAGCUUUUGGUCAGUUAGUCAAAAGACGUCGCUUCCUUCUUCUUUUGGAAGUUUUUCGUUACAAUUCCAGCAAGGGUAGGAUAUUACAGCCCGUGAUGUUCAACCCACACAUCCAUCAUCAGCAGCAGCAGCAGCAACAGCAGCUCCACCAGCACCUGCGGCAGCUCCAGCAACUUUUCCAGCAGCAGCCUCCGCCUCCACCACAGCCACCACCCGCACACCAUGUCAGCCAUCACCACCAGACACAGCGAGCCAUUCCUGUUCCUCCUCAGACAGCCCCUCCUCCGAGGAUGGUCAACCUCUGCCAGGCAACCCAGACAACCAUUCUCGCCCCCAAUCCCAUGCUGCAGGGUGCUCUGCUGAUGCAGCAGAUGCAGGGCAACAUGCGGGGCUUUGGGAUGGGUGGGCAGCAGUUCCGGCAGUUCUUCACUGCAGGGACCAGGUCAUCCCUGCUGGGACCAGUUCCCAUGGGCAUGGCCAUCAAGUCCCCCAUCAUGGGUUUCCCAGCUGCACGACCCUUCCACCCACAUGCUCGCUUCUUCAACGCCACUACCCCCACCACCACAGCCUCUUCCUCCUCUUCCAUCUCUACCACAGACUCUCUGUCUCGCCAGUCAGACAGGAAGAGGGACAAUGAGCAGAUGGCAGCAGGGAGCACAGACGACCAACCACCAGCACCUGCGUGCAGUAUUAAGGAAGUCACUGAUGAGACCCAAACAGAUGGUGCUGUGGGAGGAGUGGAUGGACAGAUCUCUGAGGAGCAACUUGAAGAACCCAAAGUGAAGAAGCAGAGAAGAGAAGGCUCAGAGAAACCCAAAGAGCAGCAUGCUGUUGAGGACAACGCUACUCCUCUGGCAGAGUGCAACAGUAACACCGAGGACAUCCAGCCAGAAGGCUGCAGUAUUCAGGAGGAUGAAGUCCUUAGCAGGGGAUCAGAGGUUGUUGAAGCACUGGAGGAAACCAGUUCUGACCAGUCUUACAGCUGUUUGUCAGCCCAGCCGCCCUCUGGCAGGCUGAGUGAAGGGGACCAGCAGGUAAGUUUAACGGGAGAGGAGACUUCACAGGUCAAAGACGCGUCUUUGGUGUCACUGGACAGCCAAGACGAAGAUGAGGAAGGUGUGGCGGAGGGCUCAAACAAGUUCUACUGCUACCUUUGCAGCAUCACCUGUCACAACCAGCAAAAUUUCAGGAGCCACAUGAACAGUAUUUCCCACCAGCAGAGGAUGAUGGAGAUCCAACACAUGAGCAAUGCUUGUCUGGUCUCUCUGCUGCCACGAGUGCAGGAGUCUCUUCAAGGGGCGAACAAAGACACAGAAAAAAAAGCAGACUCAAAACGUUGGUGUGCCACCUGUCGCUCCCACUUCACCUGUAACCUCACAGACCACCGUCGCUCAGUGGAGCACAAACUUGCAAGUAGAACAGACAUCUUGUCCUGCGCAGUCUGCAAGAAACGAUUCAAGACCUCCCAGAACUUUUUGGAGCAUUUGCACUCUCAGGAGCACAGACAGAAGCUUCAGGAAAAUGGCUGUGAAGCCUUGGCCAAGCUGACUGCCAUGGACACAGAUGGCUUUUCGUUAGAGGAGGAUGAGGAGGGGGAGGAAGGAGAGGAAAGGCGGAGUAACGAUGGAGACCAAAGAGGCACACAGUUACAGGACGGAUGGUCCUCCCUUAAAGAAGUAACCCCCAGUGACAUGGCCAGUGAUGAGCAGUAUGACCCCGAUACAGUCUAUGGGUCCAGUUUUCUAGUUCCAGUGGCAGGCUUCAUCUGCAGACUCUGCAACAAGUUUUAUCACUUUGAAUCCUCCGCCCUGCACACCCACUGCAAGUCACAGAACCACUUUGAGAACCUCAAGAGAUACAGCACCCUGGCUCAAAAAGGUGAUCAGUCGUCCGGGGGAGCCAUUCAAGCUGCUGAAAGCUUCCAGUCUGAAACAGAAGCCCCCACAGACUGCUCAGAUGACAUGGAGGCCGCCGCUAAUGUGAACUCCAUGCAGCCCGUUGUUACAGUCAGCCGAAUGAAAACAGACAACCAGCUGGAAGAGAAUCAACAAAAAACCGACUCAACCUCACAGGUCUCAGCAGCCAGCACAGAGGACUUGGACAAAGCUCUCAGCCUUCACCAGGGGGUGGAGGACGGCUCUCCCACGGUGAGCCCAGCUGAGCUGCCUGCUGGCAGCAGAGAGGAGGCGGGCUCGGAGCCAGCACCUGCACAGGAUUCCAACGAGGAGGAAGAGGAGCCUCCCGCUGCUCCAGGGAAAAAGAACAGCACAGGGAAGGCAAAAGCCACGGCCAAGCGCAGGUCAGGAAGGGCCACAAACAGACGCUGAGUCAGAAACGUGUUUUGGAAGGGAGCUCACAUCUUUGCAUCACUAAAACAUGAAGUUACUUUAUGUCAGAGGUGCUUUAUGGAACUGAGACCAAGGAGUCAAAAGCCCUUCCCCUCUCCACCCAGUCAAGAGGUAAACACGCUUCAGCAAACAGGUCAAUUAGGACUUCUCUCCUGGCAUGGGAGAUGGACAGCUGCUCAGUAGAAGUUUGCAGCGUCUAUUGUGGGGACGCCUGUUUAAUUUGCCUCUCAGGUGGAAAAUUAGAUUUAUGGAGGCCAUUUACUAACCUCAGAACUUGCAUAACAUUAUUUGUCCAAAGCAAACCUCAGAUCUAUUUUUCUCAUAAAGGUUUUCAAUAAUCAAAUAAGAUAAGAGGCUCUGUGUGCUGGGUCUUAAAACCAUAUUAGCUUUUUCCACACCACAUCCAAGCAGGCUGAGAGCUUCUAGUGUGCUGUCCCCACUUUGACACUGUAACUGUACAGUCAGACAGUUGGACUUUAAGCAAGUAGUAAGGAAGCAGGAUGUUUGUAACAAAGAAAACUGAUUACAUUUACAUUUAAUGCAAACCCAAGAUUAUAGAUGCAACGUUGUAUUUUUGUAAGUGAUUGAGGAAUGACACCCCCAGUUUAAAAUGCAGUGCAGUCGCUGACCUAAACUAGCUGUCCAUGGUUCACUGAUGUUUGCUUGUGGCUCUCUAACCACCAUGUUGAUCAUCCACCCAGCUGUCCUUAAAUGAGCAGUCUGACGAGGGCCCGCUGCAGCUUCCAAUGCCUCCCCAGUUUCUUAACAAUCGUUGAAAAACCUCUACACGUGUAGUCAGUUAUACCUGCAGUACAGUGGAAACAUUUGACAUUUCUAACCAUGUAGCAAAUGCUUUUAGAACGCUGAAACGUAGAAUGUAGACAGC
Menidia menidia (Atlantic silverside) is the source of this 3319-nucleotide messenger RNA. The record is from the annotation of a GenBank genome assembly. Lineage: Eukaryota; Metazoa; Chordata; Actinopteri; Atheriniformes; Atherinopsidae.